AACAACUUUUUAAAAUCUCAAUUUAGACUAAUAAGUUCGAUUGUUUAUCGAACAAAUUAAAUGUAAUCCAUUUUAAUUUUACUUUGACACGUUAUUUACAAUCUAAAAAUUAUAUCUACCUAAGCUAAGCGCGUCCACGCGUAAUUACGCGAAAAUAAGUCAAAAAAUGAUUUCAAGUGGAAUUGACGAAUCAAUUUUUCAUCAUAUUGAAACUAUGUUUUCGAAAACGACAUUUGAAUUUAGACGUGAUGGUUUAGAAAAAGCUUUAGUAAAAGUACUUUCGGAAAAAGAAGAAAUUCAUAUUAAUGAACUAUUAAAUCGAAUCUUUUUUGAAUUAUUGCAUUCAGAUUUAUCUGAUGUUAUUUAUCCCAUUUUGCCAAAUUUAAAUGAUUUUCAAGAUGGUUAUAUUGCUCAAAAUGGUCCUAUAUUACUUGAAAUAGUUGAAUGUAUUGAAGUUGGUAUAUCUACUUAUAAAUUAUUGCAAAUUCUAAAUGAAUUUGAGUCUUCGCAAGUGAAUAAUGCGAAGGAUGAUGAGUUGGAAAAAAAAUUAGAAUUUCCAAGAAAAAUGCUACAUUUACUUCUAUCUGAUGGUCAGCAACAAAUUAGAGGAAUGGAGUACAAACAAGUUUCUGAGCUUAGUUUACACACUCCUAUCGGCAAAAAGGUUUUGAUAAGUAAUGUGAAAUAUAGCAAGGGUAUGUUAUUUCUCACACCAGAGAAUACAUAUGUUUGUGAAGGAUUCGAGUGGACAUCUCGUAGGCUUGGAGAUUUAAAAUUAACAUUUAUGGAACUAUUAGGAAUGGCGACAAAUGAGAAUGUAGAAGAUGAAUCUCAAAUUUCAUAUAAUGCUCUACACCCGUGUGAUAUUCAGUCAACUUUUCAACCUAAUAUGGGUGGUAGAUUAGCUAGAGUUAUCUUUAAAGAUGUCCCAUAUAUGUCAGAUCUUACCAAAUUGAAGAGGUUUUUGCACAAAGCAGAAUCGUCACAUCCACCUCCAAGAUCUGUUCUUCCAUUUAAUGAAGUAUUAGGAUAUAAUUCUAAUGCAAGAAAAUCAUCCUGUCCUGAGCCGGGAAUUGAUAAAUCAACGCAACUUAAUUCAAUGUCGAGAGAUUUUCAACCGGAAUCGUCAUUUAACAACACAAUUCGACCUAUUUCUGUAACACAACUGGUGCCUUUAUUUAACGGCUCAACGCGACCUAACGCUAAUGAGGACCCAUCGAAUUCGGUAUCAUCAUCCAUAUCAUCAUUUAACAAACCAACUUUUAAGGUUCCAUUAAACCAAUUUAAUGUUGGCACGCCGUCAUUAAUACGACCUAAUCCUCCCUCAAAAUCAUUAUAUGAUGAACCAGCUUUUAAAACAGCAUCAUUAUGGAAUGGGCCAGCAGAAAAACAAUCAUUGUCUCAACCAAAUGCUUCUUUUUUAUAUAAUGAUCAAGAAGCAACAGAACCAGCGUUCAAGAAAUCGUCAACAUUAUUAUCAACCGCAAGGCCAACAUUCAGAUCCUCGUCACCAGCAGAAGAAAAGACAUCGUUUAUUGAACCUUCUUUUAAUGCUUCAUCAAUACGCUCUGAUUCUGAGGAAAAAGCACCUUUUAAUAAUAGACUAUCCUCCAAUAGUAUAUCUUGUUCUCAUAUAUCAAUAUCUUCAAAUGAAUUGGACUUAAAUAUUUCACCAAUUCGGCCUAACUCUAAGUUUAAAGAUACAGAAUCUAAAGUUUCCUACUCAAUGCACUCUAUUCCUGGUGUAGAUCCAUUCUCCAUACAAGAUGAUGAUUUCUCUUAUAUGUUGAUAGAAGACGACAACAUUGAAACUUACAAAGAAAAUAAAGACAAUGAAUCUUAUUCCAAAAAAGGGUCCACCCGAGAUCAAGAUGAUGACGGAGUAAUUAUUAUAGAUUCUGAUCGGGAUGUAAAGGAUUUGUGUCACAUUAAAAAUAAUAUUGAAGCUAAGAAUAAUUUAGCGUCGCUUUUUGAAAGUCUUGAAAAUGAAUAUAAAGCUAUUUCUUCGGAACCAGAUGCUCGUCUAUCUCCAGCACGUAGCAUGGGAAGUACGAAAAAUAAUUCGUCCAAUAAUAAUAAAAACAAGCGUUCUUGGCUUUAUGAGAAAAUUGACAGCGAUGAUGACGAUAUUGAACUUCCACUUGCAAAAAGAGUUAGUCAUUGUACGGAUAAUGAUCAUGAAGAGAAAUUGGAUGGUGGAAGUUUAGCUAAUCCUAUUGUUUUGGAUUAUGAUGAUAAUGAUUAUGAAAUGGAUUUAGACGAAAUUCUUUCUGGAUAUACUUUUUGAGAUCUGAAUGAUAAUAAGG
Messenger RNA from Rhizophagus irregularis DAOM 181602=DAOM 197198, 2306 nucleotides. RefSeq lists its product as uncharacterized. The record is from RefSeq and is a predicted model, not a curated record. Gene Ontology annotation, biological process: double-strand break repair via homologous recombination; resolution of meiotic recombination intermediates. Gene Ontology annotation, cellular component: RecQ family helicase-topoisomerase III complex; nuclear body. Lineage: Eukaryota; Fungi; Glomeromycota; Glomeromycetes; Glomerales; Glomeraceae.